AUGGACCAGAUGAUCACAGUUCACGAUAUUCAUGAGCCAAAUACUGGAACUUGGCAAUAUGUCGUCGCAGACCCGUCUACUAUGAGCGCGGCCAUUAUCGAUUCCGUCUUGGACUUUGACCCUGCCUCCGCCAGCAUCAGUACGAAAAGCGCAGAUGGUUUGCUCGCUUUAAUUAAAGACAAGGGCUACAAAGUAGACCUGAUUCUGGAGACACACGCCCAUGCCGAUCACCUCACUGCCGCAGCAUACUUGCAGGACCAGCUUGAAAAAAGUCAAGGCUCUCGACCCGAAAUAGGGAUUGGCAAGCGCAUAGCCGAGGUGCAAAAGCGGUUCGGGGAUCGGUAUAGCGUCGACGACUAUGAAAAUGCGUUUGACAGGCUAUUUGACGACGAUGGGGAGUUCAAGAUUGGCAACAUAAAUGCAACUGUGCUGUACCUCCCUGGCCACACGCCAGACCACGUCGGAUACAAGAUUCAAGGCAGGUCGCAACUCGACAACAUCUUUUGCGGCGACUCCCUUUUCAACGCCGACGUCGGUUCCGCACGCUGCGACUUCCCCGGCGGCGAUGCGACACAGCUGUAUAACUCGGUGCAGAAACUGCUCAGCCACGGACCGCAUGUCAAGAUAUGGACUGGACAUGACUACCCGCCCGAGGCCAGGGCUGGUCGUGCCAUCUCGGCCAUGACGGUCAGCCAGCAGCGGGAACAGAACAAACACCUCAAAGACGGGACCUCGCAGGACGAGUUUGUGACUUGGAGGAGGCAGGACGACUGCCGAAGCCGACGACAACGGGCGAUCGAUUGGUUCAUGUACCGUUGA
This is a messenger RNA of Metarhizium robertsii ARSEF 23, 819 nucleotides long. RefSeq names its product Beta-lactamase-like protein. Bases 1 to 819 code for a protein of 272 amino acids. The record is from RefSeq and is a predicted model, not a curated record. Gene Ontology annotation, molecular function: sulfur dioxygenase activity. The transcript is spliced from 3 exons. NCBI's taxonomy places the organism in Eukaryota, Fungi, Ascomycota, Sordariomycetes, Hypocreales, Clavicipitaceae. Gene Ontology annotation, biological process: hydrogen sulfide metabolic process; glutathione metabolic process.